Messenger RNA from Carassius carassius (crucian carp), 1560 nucleotides. Its product is annotated as regulator of G-protein signaling 1-like. Lineage: Eukaryota; Metazoa; Chordata; Actinopteri; Cypriniformes; Cyprinidae. The coding region runs from base 210 to 1205 and encodes 331 amino acids. The transcript has 5 exons. The record is from RefSeq and is a predicted model, not a curated record.
CUGUCUGUCUGUCUGUCUGUCUGUCUGUCUGUCUGUCUGUCUUUCUGUAAAGCAGCUUAUCUCAGUGAUAGGUAGUUAGAUAAACAUAAGUUGAAUAGGCACUGUAUGUAUAUUGAAUGUAAUUCUUUUUGUUUUGUUUUUUAGUUGUUCUUUCUCUAGGCCUCUGGCAUUCUCUGUGUCUUUCUUUCUCUCUUUUAAAACCCAGCAUAAUGCUGCGUAAGUUCAGUUCGGAGGGUGCGUUGCUGGAGCUGGAUUUCCUGCCCUGGGGGGAUAGAGAUGGGACUCCGGACACCUCGGAUGAUCAGCCAGAUGGAGCCUCAGCAUCCUACCCUUGCACCCCAGAUGCAAUGUCGGGGAGUGCUGGAAAGGGGGAGCUCAAGAGAGAUCACAGCGUUAGUAUGGAAAAUCUGGUCGACUUGGAGAAGGACUCUGGUUUGCUGAAAGUGACGAAUUUUAAUGAGAGCUUUAAAGCGUACAGUGACAGCCAGCUCACUGGCACUGCUAAAGGCAGCUGUGAGAGUGUGGGAAAGUGUGAAGCACAGCACCACUCCCCGUCACCCACACUGAAAUAUGGCCAAAUGCACGUCUCCCCAAAACCUCCCCACUAUCACCGACAGCAAGCUCGGGCCAAACUGGCAGCUGCUAAAUUACACCUUAAAAGUUUGUUUGGACAGGGUUCACCGCAGUCCUCCCAUUCGAAUCUGGCCAGUGCAGAGCACAGAGCGAACGUAACCAGCACUAAAGAGAGGCGUUCUCGAAUGCCUUUCCUCAAGCAGUGGAGUCAGGUGGGCCACAGCACAGCUCGACUCAGCAGGAAGGAGAUGGAAAGUUGGGCCAAGUCCCUUGAUGCUUUGCUGGAAAGCAGAGUGGGCGUCACAGUGUUUGAAGCAUUCCUGCGAUCGGAGUUCAGUGAGGAAAACCUGCAGUUCUACUCGGCCUGUGAGCAGUACAGACAGUCGUCCAACAAAUUCAGCCUGCAGAGACGGGCAAAAAUGAUUACCGAGACUUACAUCCAGCCUGGUGCUCCCAGAGAGGUGAACCUGGACAGUAAGACGAGAGAACUGACCCUAGAGCUCCUCAAAGCCCCCUCUCACACUUCCCUCUCACAUGCCCAGAGACGCAUCUACUGCCUGCUGGAAAUGGACAGUUACCACCGCUUCCUCCAGUCGGAGAUCUACCUCACACUACUGAGGGACUCAUAUUAAAUCAGGAGCGGGCCAAAUGUCCAAAAGCCGAGUAAUCCUAAAAACUGAACGGACAUCAUGCCUGGACAGUGGAGACGCCAAACGUGUCUCUGUGAUGAAAAAAAGAAAUCAUCAUAACUACUGAAUAUCGUUUUAGUAAAAUAAAAAAGGGAACAGACGAGCAGGGAUGAGGCGUCUAAAGGGUCAUGCAAUGGGGAAAGGAGUGCUGACAUUUUACAAGUUUGAUUUUUAGUUGCUAGAUUGAAACAGUAUCACUGGACUAAAUGGUAUGUUGACAGGCAACAAAGGGAAAACACGUCUGGCAGGAAAGGGCUGUUCAGUGAAAGGCCGGAGCACUCAUUAGGGUCAGACCAGC